CUCAAAUUCCAUAACCCAAAAAAAUAAAAUUGACCAUUGCCCUCUCACCAUUGGCAUUCUUCAACUGCACCCUUCCUUUCCUACUCCCUCCCUUCCUUUUCAUAACCAACACGCAUUUCUUAAUCCUCUCUCUCCUCUCUCUCUCUCUCUCUCUCUCUCUCUCUCUGUGCAUGAGACUGAGAAGGAGAAAUGUGUCCCCUCCGACUGGUUCUGAUAUUCCUCUCCGCCACCCUCGCCGGCUUCUUUGUCCUCAGAAACCUCAAAUCCGACGACCCCAAAUUGGAGCCGCCGCAAGAUGACCAAGAAACCCACCAUUUCCAAAACCCCAACAAAUCUCCCGACCGGUUCUCCAAGGUUCGCACCGCCGUGGAAUUCGGGUUCUGGACCGUCGUGGACAUGGCCAGCGGACGCUACCUCUGGAGGCAUUUGUCGUCGCCGGCGGCCGCGAAGCUGUCGGAUUGAUGCUGUAAUUGAUGGGAAUAGCACACGAGUCCAGGUUUGAGAUUGACUCGUAUGAAUCUAAGAUAUUGUAAUUUUGGAAGGACCCAAUUGAAAAAAAAAAUCCGAAAUGUUGUAUGAUGUUUGCAAAUGGUGUGCUGUAGCUGUAAUUAGUACUAUCCAGAAACAAUGUCAAUCGAAUUUGUAUUGUAAAAUUGCUGUUUUACACUAUCUGGUUCUGGUUUCUGUAUUAUCUAAUAAAGUGUGGUGUGGGGAAAUUUCACUAAGACAUUAUCCACCUCUAUAAAGCUAA
This is a messenger RNA of Malus domestica (apple), 751 nucleotides long. RefSeq lists its product as uncharacterized. The record is from RefSeq and is a predicted model, not a curated record. NCBI's taxonomy places the organism in Eukaryota, Viridiplantae, Streptophyta, Magnoliopsida, Rosales, Rosaceae.